Molecule: messenger RNA, 2946 nt
Organism: Vigna umbellata (rice bean)
Lineage: Eukaryota; Viridiplantae; Streptophyta; Magnoliopsida; Fabales; Fabaceae
Source: RefSeq, a predicted model, not a curated record
UGAGUUGCUAUAAAUGAGGGCGGAGCAUUGUGAUUUGCCAUUUUGUCAGUGAAAAAUUAUUGUUAAAUCUGGUUAUCGUUCCUGUUGCAGGGAAGGGAUCAGAUCCAGCAGCAUUCCCACUGAUAGAAACUCCAAACACAAAUUAAGGUUUUUUUGAUCUCUCAUUCAUUCUCAGUGCUGUGGAAGACGGUGGUCUGCAACUGCCACUUGUAAGCACUGCCCCCACCCUACUGAAAAGGAUUCCUCUUUCUUGGACACUCACUUUGUAUCAGGUACAUUCGAAAGAAGUUAAAUUUGGUGGGUGAGGAAUUUCCAGCAUGUUCAGGUUAUCUCCCCGGAGGAGUCAAAGAUCCAAAGGCGGCUUCAAGGUGAAGCAUGCUCUACAGUUAUGUGUUCUGCUUGGCGUUUGUAUCUGGCUAGUCUACCAAAUCAAACACUCUAAUGACAAGAAAUCAUCCUUUGUUGAAAGCACGAAGACUGGCGGUGAGAUUAUCAAGUUGGGGAGGAAGGACCUUCAUCCUGGCGUGGAGAAAACUCCAGUGGUAGAUGCAAGGCACAAGGAGGAGGAGGAGGAUGAACAACAAGAAAACAAGCACGAAGAGGUAAACAAACUGGAUGACGUUAAUGGUGUAGAAGAUGAGGCCCUGAAGCAUGAUGAGCAAAAUAACAAUGAAGAGAAUUCUGAGCACAGACAGGAUUCAGUAGACCAAGAAACUGAAGAAAAUUCUGAAAUUGCUAGGACAGAAGGGGAAGCCGAACAUCAUAAUGAACAAUUUUUUGGAGAGAAUGAAAAUAUGGACAACAAAGAGAGUGAGAGUACAUUGAAGGAUAAUGAGGAGAACAAUAGUGAAACGGAGGACAAAGAAACCGGAGAAGUUAAAGAAGAAAAGAAUGAACCGGAGAAUGACAAUAUGGAUAACAAUGAGAAUGACAAUACAAUGAAGGAGAAUGAAGAGAACAAAAGCGAAGGGGAGAACAAUGAAACUGGAGACACUGACGAAGAGAAAAGUCAGCAAGCUAAUGAAGAGACAGAGAAUAAAGAUAAGGAGAAUGAAGAGGUGAAACAGAAUGAAACUGAAGAGAAGGAGGAGGGAGAUCAUGAGCAAGAUAGUAAAGAAAUGACAGAUGAGAACAACAAUGGAGAAACUGGGGGAGAAGAGAAAGACAAAAUUCAGGAAGAGAUUACAUCUAAAGAUCAGGAUCAGGAUGGGGGCAAAAGUGAGGAGGAGCAUAGAGAGGAAAAUUAUGCUGGAGAUAAUGCUUCUAGUGCUGUAGACCAUAAACCGCAAGACACUGAUGAAAAUUCUGAUAAAAAGGAAAACAAUGAGUUCGAGCUAGAGUCUCAGAAGAAUGCUGACAACAAAGAAGGGGCUGAUUCUAGUGUCACAACAAGCAGCCAAGGAAAUGAAAGUGAUGCUGAAAAUCAGGCACAACCAGAGAAUGAGUCACAGAAAAGUUCCACGUCAGAAUCAGAAUGGCCGCAUCAAGAGAAAAAUGACUCCAUAAAGGAUGGUGUCGAUACUCUAGAUUCAUCACUGCAGAAUGGGAUUGACACAUCAUCUCAGAAUACUGAAGCAUCAGAAAAUGAAAACAACUCCAAAGUAGAGGACUCCAACAUGCAGAAUGCAACACCAAAAGUCGAAGAUUCUUCUUCUUCUAACUCAGAAGAAGCGUGGAAGAAAGCUGAAACACACGACAGCAAUGCAAGCGAUGGUGAAUACAAGGACACAACAAGUAAUAUUGCUCAGAAUGAAAACCCAAGCAACAGUUCUGUCCAAGAAGGAAAGCAGGAAAAUGUUGCAUCAUCUGAUACUUCCUCAGAUCAAAAGAAAGAUGAAGCCGCAAAUGUAGAAAGUAAUACAUAUUCUACGCAGAAUGACAAUGCUGAUCAAACCAACGCAAACAGUGAUGGAAGUGCUAAUGACAACAAAGAUUCUAGCCAGUCUGAUUCUUCAUCAGAGCAAAACAAAGAGGGAUCGUCGAACUCGGAUGACAGCAGUACUAGCCAGUCUGGCACUUCAUCUGAGAAAAACAAAGAGGAAUCCUCAAACUCAGAUAACAGCAAUGAUUCUAACCGGUCUGACACUUCAUCUGAGCAAAAAAAAGAUGAAUCCUCAAACUCAGAUAAUAGCAAUGGUUCUAACCGGUCUGACACUUCAUAUGGGCAAAACAAAGAGGGAUCCUCUAACUCAGAUAACGGCAAUGAUGCUAGCCUGUCUGACACUUCAUCUGAGCAAAACAAAGAGGGAUCCGCAAACUCAGAUAACAGCAAUGAUGCUAGCCAGUCUCAAACUUCUUCUGAGCAAAACAAAAAUGAAACCUCAAACUCAGAUAACGGCAGUGAUUCUAACGAGAAUGCCUCUAAACACAACGAAAAUCAAAAUGACAAUGGGAAUCAUAAUGGUGAAGCACAAGACAAUACUUCGGGUUCAUCCACUCAGGAAGAGAAAGAUACAUCUUCAAAUAACAAUGCUGAUGCUGGGCAGGGUGAGAAUGAUAACACAGUUCAGAGCAAGACUAGUGAAAAUGAAGAUGGUGCUCAAAACAAAACAGUGGAGUCACAAAAGGAGGAGGAAUCUGCACACUUCAACGGAGACAGCAAUUCUAACAUGAAUGAUCAAGGAAGUUCUGAUCAUUCUAUCACUCAUGAGGAUAAAGAAUCUCGCGUGGAUUUGCCACAAUCUCAUGAAGAAAGCAAUCAUAUUAAGGAUACUGCAGCACAGUGAUAAUUCUAAUAGUUUAAUUGUAUGCAGCUUCUUUCGGUCCUACUUCUUUUUCGAAUUUUGUUGAGUUUCUUUAGUUGGUUAUUAUGAUGUCAAGCUUUUUUGUUUUCAAAGUCAGAUUAAGAAUUUAGAAAGACCUACAGCUUUCUUUGUAUAAAUUAUUCUCUAUUCUUCAUAUGUAACCUGAACGCUUCAAUGGAAACAAUAAUUAUCAAGUUAAAAA